Penicillium longicatenatum is the source of this 408-nucleotide messenger RNA. RefSeq lists its product as uncharacterized. The transcript has 4 exons. Lineage: Eukaryota; Fungi; Ascomycota; Eurotiomycetes; Eurotiales; Aspergillaceae. The annotation marks the transcript as partial. The record is from RefSeq and is a predicted model, not a curated record.
AUUAAGGAAAAUAAAAUACCUCUAACUAAUAACGAUCUUAGGAAAAAAUUAACUCCUAGCUUUGAUAUACGCUUUACUAAGGUCUAUAGGGAUAGCUAUAUCUCUAGCUUCCUUAAGGGUAGUGAGUUUAAUGCUCUUCUUUCUAUUAAACUAAACGAUAUAGAGAGCGCCAUGAAUAUUAAGGGAGCGCUAUUAGGUAGUCCGCUCGACUAUAAGAAUAUAGGUAUCUAUAUAAACGCUCUACUAGAAAGUUAUCUUAAUUAUAAGGUUAACGCCGUUACACAAGAUCCCAAGCUUGCCACUAACCCUAAUCGUGUCGGGAUAUAUCUGAGCCCGUUACUUUUCCGUCAACUCCUUCCGGUCUAUUCCUAUCUAGAGAUCCCUACCCGGAGGCAAAUGCAAUACUAA